Sparassis crispa is the source of this 1299-nucleotide messenger RNA. Its product is annotated as Pre-mRNA-splicing factor CWC25. Lineage: Eukaryota; Fungi; Basidiomycota; Agaricomycetes; Polyporales; Sparassidaceae. The record is from RefSeq and is a predicted model, not a curated record. Gene Ontology annotation, biological process: mRNA splicing, via spliceosome. Gene Ontology annotation, cellular component: U2-type spliceosomal complex. The transcript has 3 exons. Bases 1 to 1299 code for a protein of 432 amino acids.
AUGGGUGGCGGAGACUUGAAUAUGAAGAAGUCCUGGCACCCGCUCCUGUUGAAAAACCAGGAGCGGGUCUGGCUCGAGGAGAAGAAAGCGCUCGAAGAAAAGAAGAAGCUUGAUCAACUUCGAAAAGAGAAAGAAGAGGAGCGACAGCUGCAGGAGUUGCAGCGCAUGCAGGAGGAGCAGACGGGCAAGAAGCGGCAGGAGAAGCUGGACUGGAUGUAUACCACGCCAGCCACAGGGAGUAACCAGAAUGCGAACGAUCUGGAGGAUUAUUUACUUGGGAAGAAGAGGGUUGACAAGAUUUUGACUGCUGGGGAAAAUGAGAAGAUUGGCGCAGCCCACAAGAGCUUCAUUGCUACUCAGUACGCUAACACUGUUCGCGACACUGCCAUGAAGAUUCGUGAAGAUCCACUGUUCGCCAUCAAGCAGCAGGAGCAGGCUGCAUAUCAAGCACUUAUGGCCAAUCCACUGCGUUUGCGAGAGAUGCAGGAACGCAACGGGAUCAAAGCAAAGAAGGACAAGAAGGACAAGAAUCAUAAGAAGAAGGACAAAUCCAGCAAAGACAAACACAGAGAUCAUUCUGUCUCACCAUAUCCCGAACGUCGCCGAUCCUUAUCUCGCGAUCGUUAUUCUCAUUCGCGAAGGUCCCCUAGCCCUUACGGGCGAAGGUCAAGGUCGCCCGUCUUACGAUCCCGAUACAUUGACGACUACGAUCGUCGCGACGAUGGUUAUGACAGACGAGGUCGCAGCCGCAGCCGCACUCCUGAUUCAUAUCCUCGUAGGGGCAGAGAUAUUGAUGAUAGGCCCAGAGAUAGCAGGAGGGAAGACGACAGGGUGCGUACGUGGCCGAAAUCGGACGAGUCUGACGACAAUGGCUACAACUCCCGCCCACGCCGGAGUCGCAGCAGGGAGGACGACAGGAAGCGCCGACAAUAUCCUAGCAGAAGUCCAGAUCGACACGGAUCCUCCUUCAAACGAUCACGCAUAAGUCCACCCCCGGCUGUACAUCCGCUGAGUUCUCAAAGCUCUGGCGCGCACAACACAGGCGACGACGAUCGUGCCGCUCGUCUGGCGGCUAUGAUGACGGAUGCGUCUACAAUGUCAGUUGAUCGCAGAGAGCGCCUUACGACACUGCUGGAGCAGGAGAAGGCAGAGUUCGAAGCAGAGGAGCGAGCUAGGGCGAGGUCAAAAGGCAUGGGUGGAUUCUUGAGUCAUGAGCAGAAGAAGGUGUUCGGUGGCGUCGGUGGGAUUGAAGAGCGCAUCCGAAGAGGACGGGGUCAAAUGCGGGUCGACGCCGACUGA